Molecule: messenger RNA, 478 nt
Organism: Phalaenopsis equestris
Lineage: Eukaryota; Viridiplantae; Streptophyta; Magnoliopsida; Asparagales; Orchidaceae
Product: mitochondrial zinc maintenance protein 1, mitochondrial
Exons: 2
Coding region: 59-364 (101 amino acids)
Biological process (GO): mitochondrial respiratory chain complex III assembly
Source: RefSeq, a predicted model, not a curated record
GACCCUGGUGCGGCGCAGUGAAAGCCUUUUUCUGUACAAUUUAGGGCGGGGAGGGGUAAUGGCGGUGGAGGUGCUCUCCAUGUACAGAGCGCUUCUUAGGGCGACACGGAAGACUUUCGACGGCGAUAAGCUGAUGCUAAGCCAGUCGGCGGCGGAGAUCCGGCGAAGAUUUGAGGAGAAUCGCGCCGUCUCGUCGGAGGCGGAGGUGAAGAGGCUCGUCGACGAGGCGCGAGAUGCCUCCCACUUCAUCACCCACAUGAUCGUCCAGGCCAAGCGAAGCUCUAGUGGCGGUUUUGUCGUGAAGCCUGGUAAAGAUCAUGCUGGUGCAACCUUAGAGAUUCCUUCUGAAGAGAUUCUCUCCUAGCAAUUCAGAGGAAGUUAAAACCUGUAGUAGGCUCCCCAGGUUUCAGAUUUACAUACGUACCCAUAUUUCUUAUGUAUUUGCAUAAUCUAACAUUUAUACUUCAUUUUUUUACAU